This is a messenger RNA of Lasiodiplodia theobromae, 1275 nucleotides long. RefSeq names its product Sec20 domain containing protein. The transcript is spliced from 2 exons. The coding region runs from base 1 to 1275 and encodes 424 amino acids. Gene Ontology annotation, cellular component: SNARE complex; endoplasmic reticulum. Gene Ontology annotation, molecular function: SNAP receptor activity. Gene Ontology annotation, biological process: retrograde vesicle-mediated transport, Golgi to endoplasmic reticulum. The record is from RefSeq and is a predicted model, not a curated record. NCBI's taxonomy places the organism in Eukaryota, Fungi, Ascomycota, Dothideomycetes, Botryosphaeriales, Botryosphaeriaceae.
AUGACAACUGCGACCUCCGCGCUCACAACGCGCCUCACAGGCCUGUCUGAUCAGAACAAGCAAACAGUUCAGCUCAUCCACCGCCUUGCGAAGCUCCACUUUCAACCCGGCUCCACUCCCCUCGACGGCGAAGAGGGCGACGUGCGCAUAGAGCUUAGCUCCGAGAUCCACGACAGCUUAAAACUUCAAGAGGAGGAGCUUGAACUUUUACGACAAGAGGUCGAGGAGCUCACUACUAGCAGUGCGCUGGGUAGCAGGAAGAAAGACAACGAAAAGGAACGCGAAAAGAGCAGGUUGACCAUCCAGCUUGCGCGGCUGGGUGAGGACCUUAAGCAAGCACGAAGCCAAUUCCGAAAGGCUCAAUUACAAGCCAAGCGCAACGCCGAAGCUGCCAAGCAGAAGGAACGCGAACUGCUCUUUGCCGGCAUCCAGGAAGGCAACACCACACCCACCGCAGGUAGAAGACGAGGCGGUACCGAAAAGCUCACGCAGGACGAGAUCAUCGCCAACGCGUCGAGCGACGUGACUUCUGCUCUGAGACGCACCCACCAGUUGAUGACCUCUGAGCUGUCCCGCUCACGAUUCGCACAAGAGACACUUGAUCAGUCGACGGCCGCGCUUGCAGAGCUUGGUGAGAAAUACACAGACCUCAGCACGCUUCUCGCAAAUUCAAAGACUCUCGUCAACUCGCUGCUCAGAUCGCAGAAGAGCGAUACUUGGUACCUCGAGACAACUCUCUACAUUCUCCUCACCACCAUCUGCUGGCUCCUUUUCCGGAGACUUCUCUACGGGCCCCUCUGGUGGUUUGCCUGGCUUCCUCUCAAGUUUGCCUAUAAAUUCCUCUUUUCAAUCCUCGCAACAGUCGGUUUAGCCGGUGGUGCAGCACAAACGCAGGCCCUCUCGUCACAGGCCGCAACAGCGUCUUCAUCUUCUCUUAUCAUCCAACCUAGCGCAUCCAACAAGGCACAUCCCAGAAUGCCUGACCAGCCGAAACACAACAUCCCUGCCGGCGCCGGCGGUGCGAACGUCAAGCAGGGCGAUGCUCAGCAGCAGGAGGACCCUAGUCAGCCGGGGAGCAUGUCUCAACAGGUUGGGCAGAUGGCAGAGCAGGCCGCGAGGCAGCAAGAUGAUGUGCCGAGGAGGGGUGACGGCGAGCCCUUGGUGGAGUCGGACAAGCCGCGGAAUCCGAAAAAGAGGAUGUGGGAUGAGGGCGUGGAAAGGGCCAAGUAUGAGGCGCAGCAGCAGGAGGAGCAGAGGCAAAGAGAUGAGCUGUAG